AUAAAAUUGUACGCCCUUUUAUUGUGUAUUUGGCAUUUUUUAAAAAUGUACAUUUAUUUUGUAAAUUGAAUUUUUGGUUUUAUGAAAGCCAUUUCAGUAAGUGCCUAGUACCCAAGUCAUAUCAUAUUUUACUUUAAUUUUCAUUAUAAUUAUUAAAAUACUCUUAACGUAGUGCCUUAUGUUAUAUUGGCGUACCAUAGGCUUCGGCCUUGUAAAAAUAUACCAAUAUUUUGAAAAUUACCUGUGAAUAAUUUUAAUAAUACAGUUAUGCACCAAAACUUACCAACCAAAGUGGCUGUUACAAAUUCAGUAACACCUGUUCAUGGUAGACCAGCAUUUAGUAAACAUAAAAAUAGUAACCAUCAGAGGAAUCUGAGUCUUGACUUUCGGUCAAUGGGUAUAGUAUUACCACCUAUAAAUCAUUCUUCACAUCAUCGAAACCGUAGUCUUGAUUCUGCUUUAACAAAAAUUCCUGAAAUUGAUGCGACUCCUAGUCCUGAAUGUCCUGAACAAAACCAGAUGCCAAUAUCUGACCCAAAUAUCCAUUCUGAUGAUUCGGGUAUUGGAAGCACUGAAAUAACCAGCAGCUGUAGUCACGAAAGUCUCAGCUGUUCAGAAUCUAGUCCUUCAAAACAAAAUAAUUGUAAAUCACAAAUUUUUGAUAAAGUUUCCAAAAGCUUUCUUCACAGAUUAAUUGAAUCUAAAUUAUUUGAUAUGUCCAUGGCCAUUACAUACCUUUUCAAUUCAAAAGAACCUGGUGUUCAGCGUUAUAUUGGUGAUAAACUUUUCAGUUUUGAUAACAAUUCUGUGGAUAUUUACUUGCCGCAAUUAAUCACUAUGUAUAUACAAAUGGAUGAUAUAGCAGAAGCUAUAGAUUCAUACUUGGUACACAGGUGUCGUAAAUCAUGUAACUUUUCUAUUAAAUGUGCUUGGCUUUUAAAUGCUUUUAAUGUUACAAAUGUGAAAAAUAAAUCUCACGGUGGACAAUUGAUUACUACAAUUCUUAAUGAACAUUACAAACAAGGCCAAAAUGAAAAAUCUAAUUUUGAGUCUAUGAACUUAUUGACUAAGAAGACACACUGUCGCUCUAGAUCAGAUAGUUCUAUGGUUAAUUUCAGUGGAAUUCAAAUUGCGUGGGAGCGUAGUUUUUUAGGUGAUUUGAGUUCUGGUAUGGCUUUUGAUAAUGGUUGUACAUGUACUGAUCAAAAUACUAAAUGCCAAUGUGGUGCUCCAAGGAUGAGUUCUGAAAUAGAAUUUAUCAAAUGUCUAAUUGCUCUAGGACGAGAUUUAACCAAUCAACCAUCCAAAGAAUCUAAAACUACUUAUCUUUAUAGUCAAUUGAGUCUUAUUAACAAAAAUUUACCAGCUAAAGUUUGGAUACCACUGUAUAAUAACAGCCAUCAUGUUUUAGCUAUUCCUCCCCGUGCUGCAGCUGUUUUGAAUUCAAAAGAUAAAGCUCCUUUUGUUAUAUAUGUUGAAGUGGCUGAAGUAGAAGAUGCUGAACGCUCUCCACUAACUACGCGUGUAUCUAAUAUUCGUCAAAGUCGAAGUGCAGAAAAUCUUAUAAGAUGCGAGUCUGAGGUUAAUAAACCAGAAGUUAAUAAAAAUAUGUUUAUUGUUGCUGGAGACAUAAGGCGUCGUCUCACUGUAUCUACAGACAUUAAAAGCUCUUCAACUACAGAUCCUGAAGAUCCAUCUGCUGCAGCCUUGAAAGAACUUUGGUCAGAAAAAGAAAAAAGGGUUAGAGAAAAUUCUCCUUAUGGUAGUCUGAUCAAUUGGAAACUCUUGCCUGUAAUAAUUAAAACGGGAGAUGAUUUAAGACAAGAACUUCUUGCUUCACAAUUAUUACUUACAUUGCAUAGUAUAUGGUUAUCGGAAAAAGUACCAUUACAAGUGUUUCCUUACAGAAUUUUAUGUUUAUCUAAUGAUGCUGGAUUAAUAGAACCAGUUUUAAACACUGUAUCUUUACAUCAAAUUAAAAAACAAAAUAAAAUAUCUUUGUUGCAAUAUUUUGAAAAAGAAUUUAAAGAAAAUAUUAAAUUAACUGACGCUCGUCAAAAUUUUAUUCAUAGUUGUGCUGCAUAUUCUCUUGUUUGUUAUUUAAUCCAAGUUAAAGAUCGACACAAUGGUAACAUAUUACUUGAUAACCAAGGAAAUCUUAUUCAUAUUGAUUUUGGGUUCAUAUUAUCAGCAUCUCCAAAAAAUCUUGGAUUUGAAAGUUCACCUUUUAAAUUAACUUCUGAAAUGGUUGAUGUAAUGGGUGGACUAAAUUCUGAGGGAUUCAAGUAUUUCAAAAAACUUAUUCUUAAAGGUCUUAUAGCAUCACGUAAACACAUGGACCGUGUAUUAUCUUUAGUUCAAAUUAUGCAAUCUGCUAAUUCUCAGCUACCAUGUUUUAAAGCUGGAGCAACAGCUGUAAUAGGUUCUCUUAAAUGUCGUUUUCAUUUAAACUUAACUGAAAGCCAAUUAAUUACACUCGUGGAUAAUAUGGUAGAAUCAUCAUUGCAUUCCAUCACGACCAAAUUGUAUGAUGGUUUUCAAUACUACACAAAUGGUAUAUUAUGAUUACGUAUGUUUAAAUGAAAGAAUUUAUGCAAUUUGUUUUGUAAACAAAUCAAUUUAAAUUAACAUAAUAACAGGAGGAAUGGUUCUUAUAGGAAAUUUUUGCUCAUAAAACUUAUGAAUGUUACCUUACUAUACAAAGAAUUAUAUGUCCCCAAUUCCUAGAAAUAUAUAUAUUAUACAUGUUGAA
Molecule: messenger RNA, 2752 nt
Organism: Daktulosphaira vitifoliae (grape phylloxera)
Lineage: Eukaryota; Metazoa; Arthropoda; Insecta; Hemiptera; Phylloxeridae
Gene: fwd
Product: phosphatidylinositol 4-kinase beta
Exons: 10
Coding region: 268-2565 (765 amino acids)
Biological process (GO): phosphatidylinositol-mediated signaling; phosphatidylinositol phosphate biosynthetic process
Cellular component (GO): membrane; cytoplasm
Molecular function (GO): 1-phosphatidylinositol 4-kinase activity
Source: RefSeq, a predicted model, not a curated record